Messenger RNA from Dreissena polymorpha, 867 nucleotides. RefSeq lists its product as uncharacterized. The record is from RefSeq and is a predicted model, not a curated record. Lineage: Eukaryota; Metazoa; Mollusca; Bivalvia; Myida; Dreissenidae. The transcript has 4 exons. The coding region runs from base 373 to 741 and encodes 122 amino acids.
UUGAUAUACGAUUAUGACAUUUUUUGUAAUAAAUUUAAUCAAAAAGUGUUUGAAAUCGUAUCGGCCGAUAGGAAAAUGAUCCUUAUCAGUUUAACGCAACCCUUUGUUAUUUAAUGUGAAACAUUAAAUAUUUCAAACCAGGUACAGUAGAUAUGGGGAGAAAUACAAUAGCGUGGGGUUAUAGAUUACCUACGCCGUUGUUAGGCCGUUUAAAUAUGUAACAGUAGACUGUUUACAUGACUGACGAUUAAUAUUGUGUGUAGAAAGAUUUAUUGGCAUUGGAAUGGACUUUCAUACAAACUUCGCGUUUUCAAAACUAGAGCUGGUGAUAGGAUUGUAAACGAUCGGUCUGUAGAAAAGAAACUGUUUGCUAUGACAACCAGAGUGACGUCCCCCGAUUCCUCAUCAAGUGCCGGGGAACUCCCGAAUGUGAGUGGGCUGAGUAAAGCGUCGCCACACCCGGAGGAGUGGACGCUGCCGCACGAGUGGAACAUAGAAAAACGCGAGAUGUAUGACAACUGGAAGAUGGACGUUCAAAAUCAGAUCUCAAACCUCGCAGUGACGCUGAAGAAUUCGUUACAAAAACACCCUCGCCCGGAAGUCGCCAUGUUCGACUACUCGGAUGCCGUUGCCGACAACGAGGUCCGGAAGCAGUUGAUGGGACGCGAGCGUCAGGCCGGAAACACCCUCAUCUACGGACUGGCCCGCGUACCACCGCCAGAUAAGGCGCCAUUUCCUUGAGGUGGCAGAUUGACGGCGUAUUAGCGCUUGCUCAAAUUACUGCAGUUUUGACGUGCACAAUGUGUCAUGAAUUAUUAAGAGAUUUUUUUUUUUGCGAAUUGGACGAUUAUAAAGUGAAGACUAUUA